AUGGAUAAAGCUAAGAAGGCCGUUUCCAACUUCCUUUCCAAGGAUGGCAAGCACGACACCACCAUCGACCAGGAUGUCCGUGAUCCCGUUGUCAAGGAGCAGGUUCGCCCUCAGAGACACGAGGAAGUUAUCACCGCUGUUGAUCAGGAGAUCCACCAAGACCAUCACCAGACUGUCGUGCAGCCUCUCAACGUCAAGGAGACCCUCCCCGAGAAGCACUCGCACAACAUGGUCGGCGUGAACGAAAAGUCGGUCAACCACGCCAACGAGGCCGAAACCAAGGCCGCUCUGAAGCAGGACGCCGCGCAGUACACCAGCGAGCGCAACGUCGCCGACACGGAGCACAGCACGUCGACCGGCGCCGCCAUCACCGGCCAGCGCACUCACCACCACGUCCACCACCACGUCCAGCCCGUGAUCCAGAAGGAGACGAUUCAGCCCGAGGUUGUGCACACGACGAUUCCCGUCCACGAGGUGCACCAGGCGGCGGCCAUCCACCACGAGACCACCAUCCUGCCCACCAAGACCAUGGAGGAGUUCCUCGGCGGCAGCGGCGGCAACGUCGCCGCCUCGUCGACGCCCAAGAAGAUUGCCGAGUUUGACGGCUGCCCCAGCCUCAAGGAUAAGGCGCUCCAGAAGGAGCAGGAAGCCGCCCACGGCCACAGCCACGGCACCACCGACGCCAUCGGCAGCAGCAAGACCAAGACGGCGGCCAAUGGACUGGGUCAGACCACACAGUCCAAGACACCCGUCAACGCUGCUUAG
This is a messenger RNA of Akanthomyces muscarius, 765 nucleotides long. RefSeq lists its product as uncharacterized. The record is from RefSeq and is a predicted model, not a curated record. Lineage: Eukaryota; Fungi; Ascomycota; Sordariomycetes; Hypocreales; Cordycipitaceae. The coding region runs from base 1 to 765 and encodes 254 amino acids. The transcript is spliced from 2 exons.